UGUGCUAAGUGUAUAUAUUUUUCAGGAGGAUCCCACCUUGGAAAGAAACUACAAGGGCCACAGAGAUACCAUAACAAGUGUGGAUUUCAAUCCAAACAUGAAGCAGCUUGCCUCUGGUGGAAUGGACUCCUGUCUUAUGGUAUGGAACUUCAAGGCACAGAUGAGGGCUUUCAGGUUUGUUGGCCACAAGGAUGCUGUCCUUUCGGUCAAUUUCUCCCCAUCUGGACAUCUUGUAGCAUCCUCAUCAAGGGACAAAACAGUUAGACUUUGGAUCCCUAGUGUGAAAGGAGAGUCUACUGUUUAUAAAGCUCAUACAGCGACAGUUCGUAGCGUCCAGUUCUCUAGUGAUGGUCAGCAUCUUCUUACUGCAUCAGAUGACAAGACAGUUAAGGUGUGGACAGUUCACAGGCAGAGGUUCCAGUUUUCCCUGACCCAGCACAGUAACUGGGUGAGAUGUGCCAAGUGGUCACCCGAUGGUCGGUUGAUAGUAUCCUGUAGUGAUGAUAAGACAGUCAAGGUCUGGGAUAGGUCCAGCAAGGAAUGCAUACAUUCUUUCUUUGAACAUGGAGGGUUUGCACAUUCUGUAGCAUUUCAUCCGAGUGGGACAUGUAUUGCUGCAGCUGGUACAGACAAUACAGUCAAGGUCUGGGACAUCAGAAUGAACAAAUUAUUACAGCAUUACCAAGCACACAGUGGAGCAGUGAAUAGCCUCUCUUUCCAUCCAAGUGGGAACUAUCUGAUCACAGCUUCCAAUGAUUCAACCCUUAAAAUUCUUGAUCUCCUAGAAGGGCGUCUCUUUUACACCCUUCAUGGCCACCAGGGACCAGUGACAGCUGUAGCCUUUUCCAGAAACGGAGAGCACUUUGCAUCAGGAGGUGGAGACGAACAGGUGUUAGUAUGGAAGACCAACUUUGACAAGAUUGACUACAAUGAGGUCCUCCAGAGUCAUAAAGCAAGGUCCCAGACCCAGCCACCCCCACAUAUACACGACAUACACCCCAGGUCUCCGCAGCACCUGCAUCAGGGUGGGACGACACGUCAGACCAGCACGGACAUCAAUGCACAAUCUGAACUGAGAAACACAGUGACCGCCCCACCAGAUGUCAUGAACCUAGGCCCAGCUCUCUUUUCACAAAAUGGGGCAAUGGGGCACACUGCUGCUGCUGGUGCUGCUACAUCUGGACUCCAUGAUCUUGAUAUCACUUCAACAGACCAAGAAAGAAGGGGUAUGGUGAAUGGUAUUGGGCCAUCAUCACACCCUCCUCCUCCUCCUUCCACUGUACCUCUAGAGGUAAAGGAGAUCCCACCAGGCCUAGCACAAACUCUUGAGAACAUGGUGGGUCAACUGGAUGUUCUUACACAGACUGUGAACAUACUUGAGCAGAGGUUGACAAUGACUGAGAACAAGUUACGUGAAGUCCUCGAUAACCAACAGAAGAUCACGCUGCAAGUCAGACCAACAGAAUGAACUCUUCUCUCAAAAACAGUGAUUGGCAAACUCUUCCAUAAGAUUUAAGAGAAGAGAACGUAACCUCAAAGCAAGCCUCUUUAGGCAGAAUUUUUUUAGUUCUCAUGUGCCCUAGAAAAAUGAAGAUCUACAAAAUGAAAUUAUCUUGUUUUAGAGAAAUUAGAGUUGAACAGAAGACAAGACUUUCUAGGUAUGGAAAAGGUGACUGCAUGUGAUGUUGGUCAUGUUAUUACAAAUGGAACUUGUGCACAAACAGCAUAUUCAUUGUGAUAUGUGUUGAGAUGGUGCUUGGGGGGAUUCAUGGUAUGCUGGAAUCUUGGACACUUUGACCUGUGAUGGAUUUACUAAGUACAGAAUUUAAAACUCUUGACUAUCUAUUUUCAAUGCUGCAAGAAAAUGCAUAUCAUUGUUGAUGCCUUGUUUUUUUUAAAUCACUACCAUAUGAAUUAUUAGGAGAUUAAUUGUUUUUACAGGAAGGCUGAAAUGUUACUAUGCAUGAAAUUGGGCAACACCUUGGUCAUUCUGGUGGGGCAACCUUUUACAAGUGAGAUCACAGAAACAUUCAACAAUGCUAAGUACCUAAGACAACAUUCCCUUUUCUUAUUAACUGUGCUCAUUGCAUUGGCUAACAGGCACAGUUUGUUGUAUUGGUAGUAUAUUCAAAUUCAUUAUUUAAAAUGUGACCAGUCACAUGACUGGCUUAUUUCACAUCCUCAAAGAGUCAUCAUUAUUUGACAAACUAGAUUCAAGAUGAAAAAUAGUGGUAAACUUGUUGAACUAUCACAGAAUAAAGUGAUUGUCUGGAGAUUGCUCAUACUACAUGAUAUCGGACCAUAAAGAUUGAAUUGAUUCUAUUGUGUCAUUCUUGCCCAUCAAGUCCAAAUUAAAUUAUUCAGAAAUACAUGCAUGAUCAAUCACGAUAUGCACUUUCCAAGACCCAACCUCGACAUUGUUGAUGAAUUAUAAUUCUAGCAAUUUCAUCAGAAAUCUCCAAGUGCUGGAUAGUAAUUAUAUAAUAUUGAUUUGCUUUGAAGGAACAUCUAAUAUGUUGCCUGCAAAUAUCUACAAUAUAAUCGUAUUGUCCCAAGAGUCACAAGACGAGGGCAAUCAUUUCUGUUAUUUGCAGCAUUUCUUAUUUUCCAAACAGCCAGAGUCUGUCAACAUUAUUAAAUGUUUACCAAUAGUUGUAUAAUAUGUUUGAUUUAAACAACUCACAUUUUCCAACAGACAAGGGUGGAGAACACUCUUGUUUGCUCAUAUGUUCAAACAAUACUUAAUCUGCCCUAUUUGUACCAGCAUGUAAAAUGAAGAUUUAUUGGGUAGAAAAGGAGUUUAAAUUGUCCUUUUGUGAUCAUUUUUGUUUUAUAACUGGAAGUACAAGUACAAUAUACCAAUCAAAAUGGAUCCUGAAUUGUCAUGUAUGUAUUAAACUUCUAAACAGUUGCAACAUUGAAGAUUAAAACAAGUAGUAAUGAUUAAAUAAGGAAUUGAUUUUCUUUGUUGAGCUAUUUAGUGAGUUUGCAUCUUUUUCAAUUUUAUUAUGCCCCACAUUUCAAAGUUAUUAUUGCAAGUUGGAUUUAAUUUACAGAGAACCCAACAAUCCUACUUUCAAGGUAAGAGAGCAAGAAAUAAAAAUUUGUGCAGAUU
Molecule: messenger RNA, 3115 nt
Organism: Lytechinus variegatus (green sea urchin)
Lineage: Eukaryota; Metazoa; Echinodermata; Echinoidea; Temnopleuroida; Toxopneustidae
Product: POC1 centriolar protein homolog A-like
Exons: 10
Coding region: 98-1468 (456 amino acids)
Biological process (GO): cilium assembly
Cellular component (GO): centriole; ciliary basal body
Molecular function (GO): protein binding
Source: RefSeq, a predicted model, not a curated record